UGGAGGCGGAGCUUGCGCAGGUCGGUCCCUGAACCUGUUAGAUUGGCACGCGGGUUGGAACCAUGGCUGAUAGCGUCCGGAUUCCUCAGGCCCGGGCACUUCUUCAGCAGUGCCUGCACGCUCGCCUGCAAGUACGCCCAGCCGAGGGGGACACCGAGACCCAGUGGGUGGAGGUUCAGAGAGGAUUAGUCAUCUACGUGUGUUUUUUCAAGGGAGCUGAUAAAGAACUUCUUCCAAAAAUGGUUAAUACACUGUUAAACGUGAAAUUAAGUGAAACAGAAAAUGGCAAGCUCGUGUCUAUAUUGGAUCUACCUGGCAAUGUUCUUAUCAUUCCUCAAGCCACUCUUGGAGGGAGAGUAAAAGGAAGAAAUAUGCAGUAUCACUCUAACUCUGGAAAAGAAGAAGGGUUAGAACUUUAUUCCCAAUUUGUGACUCUGUGUGAAAAAGAAUUAGCUGCUAACAGCAAGUGUGCUGAAGCUGGGGUUGUGGUAGAACAUGGUACUUACGGAAACAGGCAGGUGUUGAAGCUGGACACCAAUGGACCAUACACACACCUCAUUGAGUUUUGAAAAAUUACGUUAGUUCCUACAGUUGUUUUCUGGCAUAAAAUGAUCUUGACAGUAAUUAGAUUUUCCUCCCCUUCUUGAAUAUACUAAUCUGCAGCAUUUUUAGACAAAAAAAUCCUGGGUCUCACCCAUAACUCUGCAGUCUGCUAUUCAGCAACCUUGCCAAGUCACCAAACUCUGGAUCUCAGUCACCUUUCGUUCUGCUUUCCUCUACACUUCCACUUGAAAGCUUGAAAAAUGCUUUCUAUUCACUUCAUAGUCAUUGUGGAAAUGUUCUUAGCUGCAUUUAAGUAGUUUGCAGUGAAGAAUAUUGUGCAAUAACAAUAUAUUUCUUCUAUCCUCAAAUGUAUGUAAUGUGUAAUAAAAAUAACUCUAUUAAAAUUAGGUAAAAUUUCACACAAACUAAUUACAAUUUUGUCAGUCUGGUUUACUAUUUCAGUUUUCUGUAUUUUGAACAAAAUCAUAUGUUAUCGACUAUUCCUUUUAAUAAUAAUAUCUAUGAAAAUGUAAUAUAGAAAUGUUAUUGUGCAUUAUGUUACUUUCCAAGGACAUCUAAGUGCUUUAAAUCAUUUUAAGAAU
This is a messenger RNA of Hyaena hyaena (striped hyena), 1145 nucleotides long. It is a transcript of the gene DTD2, whose product is annotated as D-aminoacyl-tRNA deacylase 2. Gene Ontology annotation, molecular function: D-tyrosyl-tRNA(Tyr) deacylase activity. The transcript is spliced from 3 exons. Bases 63 to 569 code for a protein of 168 amino acids. Gene Ontology annotation, cellular component: cytoplasm. The record is from RefSeq and is a predicted model, not a curated record. Lineage: Eukaryota; Metazoa; Chordata; Mammalia; Carnivora; Hyaenidae. Gene Ontology annotation, biological process: tRNA metabolic process.